AUGUCCGUACAGUUCACCGAACAACAACUCAAUCCCUGUCGCCCCGUCCCUUUCGUCUUGCAAAACUGUUUGCCUACAAACAACUCAUACGGAUGGUCUCCAACCACUGCGUACUCUCUCCCACAGCCCAAAAACGUCUAUUCUCCUCUUUUAGUAGUCACCCCUAUGGAUACCCCUAUGGUGGAAGAUGACUCUGAAGAGCUUAAGUACAACCCUCCAUAUUUGGAACAAGACGUCUUUGCCUUUGACGAACAGAUGGAUGGCACUAAGAGUAACCUCCCUUCAAAAAAGUGCCAGGGAUACACCGGUAACAUCGGUAUUACAACGUGUCGACAUACCACACAGAAGAAUGGAUCGGGGCCUAUUUAUUUACACACCGUGCAGAGUUCCAAGUUGAACAACGACAAAAUCACUGUUCAAGACUUUGGUGCCCAAGAGGACUUUGUCGACGACGAGGACUCUCAAGGGUUCGAAGAAGACCAAGACGAUAUGGAAGACUCAGACGACCAAAAUGAAAACAUUCAGGAGGUCAUCGAUAAACUUGAAGAACUUAAGAAGAUGGGAGAUGAAAGAAAUCGACUGUUGAAACACAUGAUACAAGGACAGCAGUAA
Messenger RNA from Entamoeba invadens IP1, 612 nucleotides. RefSeq lists its product as hypothetical. The transcript has a single exon. NCBI's taxonomy places the organism in Eukaryota, Evosea, Mastigamoebida, Endamoebidae. The record is from RefSeq and is a predicted model, not a curated record. Bases 1 to 612 code for a protein of 203 amino acids.